AUGGCCCUCAGCCUGAGCAGAGCUUGCUUCCGAACCCGCCUCCACCGCGCCUUUGCCACAAACUUCCCACGGCCACCGCCGCCACCCACAGAACCUCCCCAUGUCGAAAUGUUCUCCGACACCUCCCGCCCGCGUCCUUUCCGCGAACUUCCGCGCAUAAAGAGACGCUGGCCUGCUAUUCUGGCACUAAGCGUGGUCGGUGUCGCGGCAUGGGGCGUCUUUUAUAGUUACGCGACGAACCAGCAAAAGAUCUCGAGCUCGGUGUUUAAGCAGGUCUUGCGGACAGCUAGGGAGGACGAGGGCUUACGGAACGUCCUGGGGGAAGCAUUGAGGCCCCAACCAGAAUGGUGGCUCAAUGGGGAACCGAGGGUUCUUGGUGCAAUCAAUAUCUUACAGGGACAUGUAGAUCUGAGUUUCAGGCUUCGGGGGUCAAAAGGUUCUGGUACCGUCUAUUUCACCAGUGUUAGGAGAGAAAAGGGUGUCCCAUACGAAAUCUUGCGAUUCAAAGUCAUAGCCGACGAUGGAACCGUCGUCAACGUCGACUCCAGCAAGGUCUAA
This is a messenger RNA of Desarmillaria tabescens, 558 nucleotides long. RefSeq names its product cytochrome oxidase complex assembly protein 1-domain-containing protein. The record is from RefSeq and is a predicted model, not a curated record. The transcript has 5 exons. The coding region runs from base 1 to 558 and encodes 185 amino acids. Lineage: Eukaryota; Fungi; Basidiomycota; Agaricomycetes; Agaricales; Physalacriaceae. Gene Ontology annotation, cellular component: mitochondrial inner membrane. Gene Ontology annotation, biological process: mitochondrial respiratory chain complex IV assembly.